Molecule: messenger RNA, 1858 nt
Organism: Homalodisca vitripennis (glassy-winged sharpshooter)
Lineage: Eukaryota; Metazoa; Arthropoda; Insecta; Hemiptera; Cicadellidae
Exons: 2
Coding region: 152-1585 (477 amino acids)
Molecular function (GO): protein binding
Source: RefSeq, a predicted model, not a curated record
ACUCUUAGAUGCUCGGACGUUUUAUAUUUUAAUGGUCAUGAGCGUUAUCAGUGAAAAUUACAAAGGUCACUCUGUGUGUCAAUGUCCUGUUCCAGUGAAGGUCACCAACCCGCUCUGACUUGCAGCCGUAACCUCCCGUCCCUGGAGGAAAAUGAACACCCUUCCUCUAGAGUUGAUUUUGGACCUAUGCACACACCUGACAGUCCCUGACAUAGCCCACUGCUGCGCCGUCAGUCGCUCCUGGAGAUCAAUCUUCAACAAUAAUAAUUUGUGGAAGCGUUACUGCCACAAGGACCUAGAUGAGUAUUUGAGAACUACCCCUUGUGUCGUGGAACCGAAAUUCGUCAUUCCAGAGGUGAGGUCCAGCAGGUUGGAUCCUAUCUGCGAAUGGCGGCUGGCCUACAUGCGGCAGAAUCAUCUCUGGAACAACUGGCGCACCGGAAACUUCAAGAAACAGAUCGUCAUCAGUAACCCUAGCAACGAUUUGAAUUUCCACGCCGACAUCUUUAUGGAUUAUCUUGCUCUGAUUUACGAGGAACGGAUAGAGCUCUGGGACAUCAACGUGGUCCCUGCUCGCAAAUUGAGUGUUAGUUACCACUACAUACCUUCGUACGUGUUGAAGUCAUUCAAGUGUGGAGGCAAAAAUUGGGACAUCAUAGUCCUCAACUACCUCUCAGGUACGCAAGUGUUCCGAAUGAACGAGGCAACGAAGAUCAUCGAAAUGAAACACAUAUUUUAUUUUGAAGAGGAUGAAAAGCCUUUGGUAUACACAGAUGAACAUAUUAAAGGUAUGUUUUCUUAUCAACACAUGUAUCCGGUACCGUCCAUUGCCAUCUUGGGGUCGAUAUACGUGGGCGUAAUAAAGGGGAACUCGAACAACUUACACGUGUGGGACUUGGAGACAGGUGUAAAACUGAGGGAGGAACCGUGUCUGAAGAGAAAUCCAUACUCUUUCAUCGAAAUCAGUAGCUCCUCAACUAGCGAAGACAUUAUUGUUGUAACGAGCCAAGUCUGCGGGGGCGUGAUUAAACGAAUGCCAGACACUCUGCCAGGAGAGAGCCUAGACGUACUCGAUUACCAUUUUAACGUCUAUAGUCCAAGACUAUUAACUUUCUUACCCUUUAGCAAAACACAUCUUUCUUCUAGAGGUUACGGAUGCGCGAUCCAUAAGAAUUACGUGGCAAUAAAUGUUGGAAACGAGUUAAGUAUUCUGAAUUACGUGACGUCACAGGUCGUCUACUCCUCGACACUCUUCCUUACAGGCUUGGAUGUCAUUGACAACGGAAUAGUUUUCGUCUUAGGAUCAAUAUUCCAUUUAUACAACCCCUCUGUGAAGCCUAGAGUACGCAUGUCAGAAAAUGUGGUGUAUUUCAAAACCGUGUGCGGGAACUUUUUGCUGUUCCGGAAAGAUGAGAUAGGUUUCCCUACCGAACUCUGGGAGGCGGGAAUGAUCGUAAGGAGAACUCGUACAGAGCUGCCAAAAAGUGAUACUAUUAGGUCCAACAGAAGUUGUACUAAACUUGUGAUAAAAGAUUAUAUCAUGCCAAAUGAAAGAAUGCUAGUCAAUAUUUUAUACUUCUGGUAGAAAAGAAAUUACACUUAUGAGUAUUGUUAGUGGUUUCCAUAGACAUCAAUAACUAAUUGUAUAUGUUGAAUUCUAAGCUUGAUUAAUGUACGGUGAUUGAACAUCAAGAAAAACCCUCUUGUUAGUUUUUAUGUAGAUACUUUUAAUGACAUUACUGAUUACCGGUAUGUUAUUGUAGUGAAAUAAUUUUAAUUCGUUGUAAUGAUAAUGUUAUUGCUUUUUGUUUUAAGAAUUUAUUACAAUUAAAGUGUUAUUUUUAAUAUUUUAAAAGUA